AGAAAGAAACGUGGACUUUAAAAUCGGUACCCCAGGCAUCAAUGCAACGCACUGUACUCCUCUGUCUACAGAAUCAAACGCGGCCUCAAUAUCCAUGAACAAUUUUCCGGACUUCACACUUAGCUGUCGAUUUACUAAGUAGUUUAAAACAUCUUUUGGCCACCGUUUUCAUACCAUACUCUUUCUGAAUCCCGUUUGAUUCUAUGGAAUGAGAUCUUUUUCCUCUAUUUUUCCUCACUAAUUUUUCUCCUAAACUAUCGCGUAUACUUUAUAUAAAGCCGGGGUGAACGUGAUCUUUCUAUAAUCUGAUGCCUUACCCCCUUUCUGCUUUUCUUUAUCGGAACUACGAUCCCUUCGUUUCAUUCUUCUGUCCAUUCCUCCCCUUUAGAUUUCAUUCAUCAGUCCCCAUACCUAAUUUUUUAAUUUAUUCCAGCCGUAAUUCCAUACUCUCCUGACAUCCCAUCCGUUCACCGCCUUUCUAUCCUUUCCCAAUUCACUAAUUUUUAAACUUGUUUUUCUGUUUUUGUCUCUUUGCUAUUCCUAUCUAUUUUUCAUCCACUUUCUUUUUCAUUCUUUUACAUAAACUACUAUACUUCUUUUUCAGUUUCUUAUACCUUGAUUUUUCUUUCCCUUUUCUCUUCCAUUUUGUCAGCUUUCUCCUUACCCUUUUCAUAAAUUCUCUACGUUCCGUGUCUCAUUAUCUCUUUCUCUCUUGUCUUCCCUUGAUAUCCCUCCUCCAUUAUUUUUUGGAUUCCCUUUCUUAGUUCUUACCACUGAACCCUUUUUUCUCUCCUUUCUCUCUUCCAUCAUCCUUUCUACUUAUUCCUUGAACACCAUUUUUUCCUCUUUUGACCAUAUCCACCACUUUUUAAUUUAUGAUAUAGAAUAAUUUUUAACAAUGAUUUUCUAAUUACAUGGAAUUCUAAUUGAACAAGUCAGAACUAUCUUAGACCCAAAACUCUCAAAAGUGCCAAAAAUUGUCAUUAUGACUGCUGAAUUAUGCUGCAAAUAUACAAAAUUGUAAAAAAUUCUUUAAUUACUGGAAUGUUCCUAAAAUAUUAUAUAAAUAUAAAACGAAUUUAGAACGAAUAGGAAUUCUUAUCAAAUGUAAUAUUUGAUGGCUUCCGGUACUUUAAAAAGAAAUGUGACGUGUCGGAAUAUGAAGUCUGAUUGCACCAACGUUAUUUUAACUUUAAGUGAAACUUAAGGCGCUGCUGGAUUGGUGGCCGAACUCACUCAUAUUGCAGAUUUUUUCCGACGGAGAGUCGGGCGAGACUCGGUCGCGUGCGAAGUAAAGAAGACUAGCGCUAAGGCCAGGGAAGCAAACUGGUGCUUUUUAUCAAAUGCACUUAUGAAUACAUUAUCUGUUCUUGUCUUUGAUCCAUCUAAUGAAUUCUUCACAUUUAUUUAGAGAUGCAGGAUGCUUUAAAAGUGAUAAACACGUAUAAGAAGGGCCGUUUGAAAAGUUUCAAAAAUUAUUCUGACGCUGUAGCAUAUGCGAAGACUGGAUAUAAAGAAUCUACGAAUAAUUAUUCUAUGACAGUUGCUACGGUGAAGGAACAAUCCAGUAAUUUUGAGGCACCAAGUCCCCAAGAUCUUACAGCCUUUAAAAGAUUAAUUCAAGAUGGGGAUUUAGAAACUGUGAAGAAUAUUGUAUGGGAGAAUCCAAGAUAUUUAAUCAGCAGUGGAGAUACGCCUGCUAUUUUACAAAUGGGUUCUCGAUACAACGCUUUACAUAUAGCAGCGAAAGAAGGCCACCCAGAAAUGUGUGAACUUAUACUGAAUACCGUUGGAGAUCCCAAAUUUAUGUUGUGGCAUUAUGGGGAGGAUAAAUGUAAAACUUACGUAAAUCCCACACAGAUUAUGCAGGAUUUAUACUUAAAUACACCAGAUAAAGGACUUAAUGAGACCCCGUUACAUUUUGCUGUUAAACAUGGCUUUAAAGAUGUUGUUCGGGUUCUUGUCUCUUAUUCACAAUGUAUCAAAACUUUGCCAAAUAAGCAUCAGCAGCUGCCUAAAGAUAUAAUAUGUGCCAGAAGAUGUCAGGAAAAUAAAGCUCUAAAGCGUGAGAUACUUAUGCUGCUAGAAGAUCAAUUCUAUGUACCUGUAUUAAGAACGGAAGGCAAUGCGUGUCCCCCUAUCAUUGGAGAACCAUUCUCGCCGACUAGUCCGCUUAAUUUAAACAAUGAUCCUAUCAGUCCUCGUGUCGAAGUAAGGGCAUUUGCUGGUCCAAUGUCUAAAACACAGGCAGUAGAAUUUCGAAAAAAAUGGAAAACUCCCCCACGUGUUACUCCUAAAAAAGGACAAGGCGAUUCACAUGGUAUUAAUAGUCCUAACGUAGCUCUAAGGCUACAAGAUACAGAAAAAGGAUUGGAACGUGUUGGGAGAGAUCUUGCUAAAGAAUGUGAAGUGCCUUGGAAAGAAUAUUGGCCGUUUUUAAAAGAUUUUGUUGAUUUUCGGAAUGAUGAUGGUUUGACAAAGCUUGAAAAAUACUUUGAGCAGAAAUUUAAGGAUUAUAAGGAACAAUUAUUUUAUUCGACGAGAAACUUGAAUAAUAAUGCAUAUGCAUCAACAAGUUGCGAAGUUGAAUCUGUAAGUUGCCAACAGACGCCAAAAGAAAUGGAUGCCAUUAACGAUAUACAAUACUUGUGUGAUAAAUUAUGCUUGCAUUCAUUAUCUUCUGAAUUAGAUAAUAUAGAAGAAGAUACAGAUAGCUUAGAAUUUUUUACACCUCCAUCUUCGCCAGAACUAAUUCAAGACAACAUCGAUGAUAUGCAGACUGCAGAGGAAGGUUCUCAAAUAUUUCUCGAAGGAUUUUCACCAACGAAAUUAGAUUAUGCUGUUUACAACGCACUUUCAUCCGCAAUUUGUCCUGAUGCAUAUCCUUGUAUUUACCGCUGGCGACAUGACAUGCAGCUAGCUAUGAAACGCGAUCCAUGCAGAUUUGACAAGACAUCCCUUAGGAGGAAACUAUUCACAGUUAAUUAAGUAUCUAUAAUAAUUAAGACAGCUGUAUUGAUCUUCAUUGCCAAACUUUGAAUUAACAACACAUUGGGCCGUUUCUCACGAAUUAUAAUGUCUACGAACUAAGAAAAACAAUUAAUUUCCCUUAGAUAAUUAGUGUUGACGCAAUUUAUUUUCUUAAAAAGUUUUAAACUAUUAAUGUCGCGUAAAAUGUAUAAACUUCUUUUGCGCAACGUUAUUGGAUAAGCGAAUCAUAAAUGUAUUCAAGAUGAGAUAAGAGAAGGAUAUAUUUUGAGACAUUUUUACAAGAUCUGUAUCUAGGAAAGCCUUCACUUUCAAACUUUUGAUGUUGUAGCGUAUACCUCUUUUUAUUGUUCACCGUUUUUAGUUACAAUAAAUACUCAUUGCUAAAAGAUACA
Solenopsis invicta (red fire ant) is the source of this 3383-nucleotide messenger RNA. It is a transcript of the gene Ankle2, whose product is annotated as ankyrin repeat and LEM domain-containing protein 2 homolog. Gene Ontology annotation, biological process: negative regulation of phosphorylation. NCBI's taxonomy places the organism in Eukaryota, Metazoa, Arthropoda, Insecta, Hymenoptera, Formicidae. Gene Ontology annotation, molecular function: protein phosphatase 2A binding. The coding region runs from base 1414 to 2988 and encodes 524 amino acids. Gene Ontology annotation, cellular component: endoplasmic reticulum. The record is from RefSeq and is a predicted model, not a curated record. The transcript is spliced from 11 exons.